GGAUGGUUUCUCGGCUGGAUAUGUAACAUCGUGGAAGCGGCUUCCCUUGUCUGUAAUAUAGCUAGAAUCACUGAACUACUAUGUGUGAUAGCUGCAGCAAUCAAGUCGCUUGCUAAGGCCGCCAUAUAUACACCCAUAAAAAGUGCCAUCACAGACAUCAAGAACAUGUUUUAUUUUAACGUCACGCUCAAUUACACGUACGAGUACAACGCUACCCAAUCAAAAUCCUACACGGAGGUCAAGGACGGCAUUCUCAAGGACGUCAAUGAACGUCUGUCUGGAUACGUCUUCGUCCUCGGUCUCCUGAAAAACGUCAUGAUGGUGUCCCUCAUCUUCGUUGUCAUCAAGGCUCUUAUUUAUAAGAAGAAAUUUCAGACAAACGACAAGUUUGAUAACAUUUAUAUAACCUUUAAACUACGAGACGUUGAAGAACGGCGGAUAGAGCUAGGAAAGGAGGGGAUAUUUCCGCUCACUUGGAAAGAAGAGAAAAAGUACAUCAAAACAAGGUCUCCGGGAAUGGCUUUGAGGGAGAUAAAGGCCUUGGCUAAGGGUCUGUUCCUUCUUUUGAUUAGCGGUUGUCAUACGGGCUUCUAUCUGCUGUGUGACUACGGCCUUUACUGGCUUCUCAACAUGUUAAAGGGAUUCUUCUCCAAAAAGAUUGCGGCGCCUAUUCCACCACAUUUGAAAAUUCACGUCCAUGGUAAAGGUUCCUUGUCUGACAUGUAUAGGUCAUUGCUGACGUCAUUUGACCCCAUGGCAAUGGAGGGCGGGAAAUUGAAACCGGCAGGCUGCAUCCCGACCCCGAGCAUACCAAAUUGGCGAAUUUACAGGCAGAUAGGCUUUAUUUACCUCGUAUGCCUAUUAAUGACCAUCUUUCAAGCCUACGGCUUGAGGUUACGUCACGUGAUCGGCGCCUGUUACUAUCCUAGGCGGGAAAGAGCGCGAGCAGUUUGGCUCUAUAACCACAUACUGAAAACCAGGGGCGGAUUCCUAAAAUUUGCGAGACGACAGCUGAGAAGGAAAGCUGGGGUUUUAAAGGAGGAGGAGAAAAUUAGUAUAAGAAGUAGAUUAAUGGCGCAAUUUCCUCUCUGCAGAAGGUUCUUCAGUUUUCUUGGAUUCAAAAGAAAACAUUGCUUGUCCUGUGGAAAUGAGGGUCGAUUUGAUGAUAACGUGAAUUUCCACCAUUGUCAAAAUAAAGACUGCGAAGCUGUAUAUUGCCUUGAUUGUUUCACGGACCUUAACAACAUGUGUACUGUCUGUAUGAACCCUGUUGACUAUGGAGAUCACUCUGAUAUCAGCGAGGAAAGAGAUUCUAGUGAAGAUGAGAAAGAAAUGUUAAAGCGCCGGGCGGAAGCAGAGAAACUUCGUCAAGAACGUGAAAUACAGUUACAAAAGAGGCGACCGAGUGAACAGAUGAGAGAAAUGAGGAAGCAAUUCGGAAUAACCGAAUCCGUUAUUAAGAUCAGAGCGGAAGCUGGGAUUAAGGGUCAGAAAGAUGGCGCGGCGUAUGAAGAAGGAUAUGACGAGUUUGAAGAAUAUUACGAAGAAGGGGAGGAUGUGGACUUGAAAGAAAAGGAGUUCUUAAGUUAUCAAGAUAUUCGUCGUGUGGAAGAUGAAUAUGAUGAUGGGGAAUACGAUGCCGACGAUGAUAAAUCUCAGACGGAUUACGUCACUGACGAUAUUUUUGACGAUGGUGAGGAUGAUUUCAUUGGGGAUUAUGAUUAUCCGUAUAUCGAGCCCGAGGAAUUAGACAUGGAUCGAGACAUUGUUUCUAAAACUGAACUGGAAGUGUGAAAAAUAUUAUUUUGCAUUUAUAUACAUGCUCACUCUGAACAAACAAGAAAUUUGCCUAUUAUAAAGCUUCUAAUUGCAAGAGUUUGUAAUCAUAAUCUACAAGUAUGAGUUCCAUAUCGUCCAUUUAAAUGUAUAUAUAGUUUUAAAAACAAACAAAAGUUUACAGAUUUGGAUAAUAUCCAACAUAAAUGAAUGAAGUUAUGCUAUAUUCAAGUGGAUAAACUGUAAAAUAUUUUCAAAAAUUGAUGUUUUGUGCACACUCUUCAAUCAGCUGUGUACAAACAGGUAGAAGCAACUCAGCAUGAAAUUUGAUUUAAAAAUAUGUUACUUGUACAUGCAUAUUUCGGUAAAUGUAAAAUAUGCAUGUGCUCUUAUAACAACUUAGAAAUAAACAGGAGCAACAGGUGUAAUAUAUUUAUGUAGCAUUUUG
Messenger RNA from Saccostrea cuccullata (small rock oyster), 2224 nucleotides. RefSeq names its product DC-STAMP domain-containing protein 2-like. Bases 166 to 1794 code for a protein of 542 amino acids. The transcript has 10 exons. Gene Ontology annotation, cellular component: membrane. The record is from RefSeq and is a predicted model, not a curated record. NCBI's taxonomy places the organism in Eukaryota, Metazoa, Mollusca, Bivalvia, Ostreida, Ostreidae.